This is a messenger RNA of Pistacia vera, 3648 nucleotides long. RefSeq names its product disease resistance-like protein DSC1. Gene Ontology annotation, molecular function: protein binding; ADP binding. Gene Ontology annotation, biological process: defense response. The coding region runs from base 1 to 3648 and encodes 1215 amino acids. The transcript is spliced from 8 exons. Lineage: Eukaryota; Viridiplantae; Streptophyta; Magnoliopsida; Sapindales; Anacardiaceae. The record is from RefSeq and is a predicted model, not a curated record.
AUGGCUGGUGUUGCUACAACUAGUGGCGUAGGCGUUUCAUCACUUUUGACUUUGAAGCUAUCAUCAACUCUCUUGUUCUCCGCAGCCGCUAGGAUGAUGGUUAUCGUGAACGAGAUCCAGCCUUCACAACUUGCAGAAGAGCAACGUCAUGCAACAAAUUUGUUCAAGCAGCUCCAGAGACAAAUACAAACUGUCCUUACUCUAAGGGUUCCCAGUGAAGACGAUGUGAAAGAAGCAAUGGAGAAAGUUUUGACAAACAACAAAGUAUAUAAAAGAGAGCAAAGCAGCAUGAAUACAGAGAAAAAUGGAUGGAGUGAAGAUCUUGAAGAGGAAAUGAGAGAGAUUAUUGAAGUGUUGAAGAGGAAAACCGCUAACCGAACUAAAAAUUCGGUUCGGUCUUUGUAUGGUAUUACACAGAAAAUUGUUCGUGAUAUUUUGGAGAUGUUGAAUUACUUGUCUUCCGAAGUUGAUAACAAUAACUUGAUUGCAAUUGAGCCAAGCAUUGACUACAUAAUUAAAUAUUUACUAGGUCUUGAUAAUUAUCCAUUGAUGGCCAGAAAUGAUAAUCAUAGGAUAGGUAUUUGGGGAAUGGGUGGUGUCGGCAAGACGACUAUAGCUGAAGCUGUAUACAACAAAAUUUGGCCUAUGUUUGAAGCUUCUUACUUUGCUUUAAAUGUUAGGGAGAAAUCCAGCAAUCAGAAUACAUUAACUCUCUUGCGACAAGAACUUCUUUCGACACUAAUAAAUGACCGGCAUUCAAAUAUGACUUUCACUUACCAUGCAAAAAGGAGGCUUGGCAGUCAAAAAGUUCUCAUAAUUUUUAAUGAUGUUACAUGUUUUAGUCAAAUAGAAUUUUUGAUUGGGGAUCUUAAUUGUUUGGGUCGAGGAAGUUAUAUUAUUAUUACAAAAAGAAAUAAACAAGUGCUUAGAAACUAUGGAGUGCAUGAACGUUAUAUAUACAAGAUUGAGGGAUUAUCUCAUUGUGGAGCUCUUCAACUUUUUAGUAGGCAUGCAUUUGGACAAAAUCAUCCCCAAAAGGGCUAUGGUGCGUUGUCAGAUAGGGUGGUUGAGUAUGCUAAAGGCAUUCCAUUAGCUCUUAAAGUUUUGGGCUGCUUUUUACUUGACAAAUCAAAAGAAGUUUGGGUAAGUGCAAUAAGUAAACUAGAAAUAAUUCCUCAUGAGGAUAUUCAGAAGGUGUUAAAAGUAAGUUAUGAUAGACUAGACGAUACAGAGAAGAACAUAUUUUUAGAUAUUGUAUGUUUCUUGAAAUGGGAAAACAAAGAUUUUGCAACAGAAUUCCUGGACGCUUGUGGCUUCUAUGCAAAACUUGGGAUAAGUGUUCUCAUUGACAUAUGUCUUGUAACCAUAUCAAAUGAUAACAAGAUAAUGAUACAUGAUUUACUUCAAGAAAUGGGUUGGGAAAUAGUCCGACAAGAAUGUACGAAAGAUCCCGAUGAACGUAGUCGUUUAUGGUAUCACGAAGAUAUCAAUAGUGUACUAGAAGAAAAUACUGGGACUAAAGCUAUUGAAGGCAUAUGUUUAGACAUGUCUAAAGAAAAAGAGAUCAAAUACUUACAACCAGGUGCCUUAGCAUUGAUGCGCAAGCUGAGAUUCUUUAAACUACAUAACCCACAAUACGAAGAGAAUAAUAUUAAUAAAGUGCAUGUUUCCGAAGACCUUAAUUCUAUUUCCACUGAGUUACGAUACCUCUGUUGGCAUGGAUGUCCGUUGAAAUCAUUGCAAUCAAAUUUUCGUCCAAGAAACCUCAUCGCACUUGACAUGCCUCAUAGCAAUAUUGAACAACUAUACCCUGGUGGUGUCCAGCUCCAUAUGUUGAAACAUAUUGAUCUCAGUUACUCCAAGAAUCUAAGAAUUCAAGAUCUUUCGUUGGCUCCAAAUCUUGAGAGUUUGAUUUUAGAAGGUUGUAUGAAUUUGUUUAAGAUUUCCUCAUCUAUUCGGUGUCUUAAUAAGCUUGUCAUCCUAAAUCUAAGCCAUUGCAAAAAUGUUUGUAGUCUGCCAGUGGGCAUUCGCUUGGAAUCUCUUAAAAAGGCUAUCUUUUCUUGUUGCUCAAAGUUCAAGAUAUUUGAUCCAGAGAUCUCAUCUAACUUAGAAGAGUUAUUUUUAGAUGAAACUACAAUAGAGGAGUGGCCCACAUCAAUAGAGAAUCUAUCGAAACUAGUUAGGUUGAAUCUUAAAAAUUGCGCAAUGCUUGAGAAUCUCCCAAUUAAUAUCUGUAAGUUGAAAUCUCUUGAACAUCUCAUUCUGUCAGGAUGUUCAAAACUUGAUGGAUUGCCUGACAACAUAGGAAAUUUGGAAGCUUUAAAGGUGCUUAAAGCUGAGAGAAUUAGAAAAAUGGUAGUACCAUCAUCCAUUGUACAUUUGAGACGUUUGAUGGAACUAAAUUUGACCAACUGUCAUAUCAGGGAAUUACCCGACGAUCUUGGUAAGUUAUCCUCACUAGAAAGUCUACUUCUUGGCAGAAACUUUUUUGAGAGCAUUCCAACAAGCAUCAUAAACCUUUCUAAGUUAUCUUAUCUUGACUUAAGCUUUUGUGAGAGACUUAAAUCCUUACCAAAACUUCCUCAUGAAUUAGAAGGUAUUGAUGCACACAAUUGUACAUCAUUAAAAGAAGUAUCAAAUUUACCUUACCUUUUAUGUGAUCUUGAAUGCUUGGAUGCACACGGUUGGACAGCAGAGGAAGUAUCAUCAAGUUUAUCAACAAGAUUUCCCAAAACUGACUUGAGAAACGUGAGAGUCAACUUUAGCAAUUGCUACAGGAUGGAUCAAAAUGUACUCGAAGAAGUUGUGGAAGAUGCUAUGCUGGAAAUCCAACCUAGCAAAAUAUCAAUGGGGAUCCGCUCUAAGGGAUAUCUUCCACACCUGAGUGCUUGUAUCUGUUUUUCUGGAAUUGAAAUUCCCAAUUGGUUCAACUUUCAAAGUGAGGGAUCUUCUGUAACUCUCUUAGAAGCCUCAGUGCCGUACGGUAGUAAAAUUUGUGGUUUUGCUGUGUGCGCUAUUGUAGAGUUUCAAAACUAUCAUAACGAGGGGCAAGGUUUGGUGGUUGGCCAUCACUACAGGUUGAGACGCGGCUCUAACUACAGGUUGAGACGCGGCUCUAACACUAAUAAUUGGACUGCACCUGGUGCUUUAAAGAGUUGGGACUAUGGCACUGGACCUGAAUUCGUGGACUCGCAUCACGUUUUCCUGGGUUUUGAUUUUCGUCCACAGUUACCAGAAAAUAGGCCUUACCCCAGUGCUUUAGUUACUACCAUCCAAUUUUAUGUUGAGGAUUUGAAUGCCAAACGCACAGGUUGUUGUAACGUGAAAAAGUGUGGGGCAUAUUUUAUUUAUGAAGGGCAAAGGAGUCCAAUUAAAGUGACAUCUCCAUUUGAUAGGAAGGUUGAUAAAAAGAAAGAGAAAGAGAAGGAGAAGGAGAAAGAGGAAACACACAGCAAGAGAUUGAAAAUUUCAAAUUCCUUUAAAGGCAAAUCCAGCUCAAGUUUUAUAUUGCUUACUACUACUUGUGGCUUACAAUUUGGUCCAAAGAUGAUUUUGGAAAAUAUUUUUUACUUCUAUCAUACUACUGGAAUUCAUAUGUCCACAGACUCAUAUGUCUCCUUCAAUGCACAUUUACUUUCUUAUCACUGA